GGGUGGCAGUCUAACUUCCUGGGUGCCCAAUAGAGAGCGUCUCGAUGUGGACCCCGGUGUCUUCCACUUGGAGCGAUGGCUUCGGGAUGGUACUCCCAGUGCUUCUCGCCUUGGUGUUGGUGCCACUGACAUCGUCCAUCAAGAAUGAGGAGCAACCUCUUUUGGCAAAGCUUUUCCUCGAAGUUCUGGUGGAUGUGGCGCAUGUGUAUGGAACGGUUUGUCGCACAGUGCUGGAUUCCGAGGCGACAGCUUUGAACUGGAAGCUCUACCUCAUGGCUGUCCCAGGCUUGUUGCUGCCCUGCUGCUUCAUCAACAUCGUCUUUGGCACCUGGGUUGGGUGGACCUUGCUCUCCUAUUAUGCGAUGUUUCAUUUCGCGAAACAGCCCUUUGGCCUCUUGUGUCUCUACAAGGCUCGGCAAGGAGAAAGAGAUCCAUUUCUUCAUCAAUUAGACUAUUGGACGUGUAUGGCAGGUGCUGGGCUCCCACUGCUUCUUUGGCAUGCCGGAGAAUUUGAAGGCUUUAGCUGGUUUGGCGGUGAGGAUGAAAAGUUGGUGGAGCUACCGAGCCUUUUCAGAAGACCUCUGUGGCUGCUGUACCUGCUGGUACCAGGAGCUUGGCUUGGGCACAGUGCCUGGAAGUGGUGGAGUCAAGGAAAGUUGAACGUUGGGAAGCUGUGGGUCAUGGUUGCGCAUUACUUCACCUGGUACAUGGGGAUGUGCCCCCACCACGUCCGCUCGUUGGCCUUCAUCAAUCUCUUCCACGGCUUCUCUUCGAGUUGGUUGGUCUACCAGGUGGUUCGAACGCGCUAUAGCCUCUGGAUGGCAAAGUCUCCACAGAGCAUGCGCUGGACUGAUCACCUGAACUGCUUCUUAGUAUCCACGCCAGUGGCCUACACCUGUUUCCUGUGCCUGUUGGCCUGUAGCGAAGAUCUCGCCUGGGAUAUUCUGAUCAACCAGGACUACAUCCACCUUGUGAUGUACACACCUCCACCCUUGCAUGGCUUGAGCAGAAGCGUCAUGGUAAGUCUGCUGAUGCUUCCGCAACUUGCGCACUACUUUCUCGAUGCCUUCAUUUGGAAGAUGGGGCCGCAGAAUCCUGGCCUCAAGGACGCCAUCAUCGCGAUGGCCAAAGAUUCCAAUGCCAAGCGUUGAGCAUCUACGCGGAGACAGACUUUUGGCAGCCAGUUGGUCGGGGACUGUUAAGGGGAACAACCGCUGCAGAUGUUUUUCUGUGGCCAACGGAGCCCGAGGUGAUGUCACCAUCACACACGGAAAAACAUCAGGUCUGAUUUGCCACAUUGACUGUGUGCAGGUUGUCUCAACUUUGGAUCCCCCAAUCCUGUCAGUCACCCUCUUAUCAUCUUCAUUUGUGCCACACUCCCAGGACACGUCUGCGUCAUGAGUGCGAAAGGACUACAGCCUGCUGUCGCAAAAAGGACGACGAGCGCCAAGUUUGA
Messenger RNA from Durusdinium trenchii, 1456 nucleotides. Lineage: Eukaryota; Dinophyceae; Suessiales; Symbiodiniaceae. The record is from the annotation of a GenBank genome assembly.